Protopolystoma xenopodis is the source of this 426-nucleotide messenger RNA. The record is from the annotation of a GenBank genome assembly. Lineage: Eukaryota; Metazoa; Platyhelminthes; Monogenea; Polystomatidea; Polystomatidae.
AUGCUGCGCCUCGAGUGUCCGAUCCACGACUCACUAGGAGACCACUUAGAAGGUACUAGAUCAGAAACCGGUAUAGAGGGCAUUCCCGGCCUCGAGAUCAUGUACCAGUGGCGUGUGAACCAACUACCAGACCACUUUGUCAGCAUAGAUCCACUUUUCAAAUUUUCACCGGAUCACCGGGUACUGAGUGUCGUUCGACCGGUCGAGGUGGCGGACUCUGGGACCUAUGAGUGUUCAGGUGUGACUGGAUUCGGCAGAAGAUCAGCCAAAUUCGAUGUCCAAAUCACAGCUGUCGAUUGGCUUUACUGGAACAUUCAUGCUGACGCUGUUUCUGAGGCAAUCUUCUUCGAUGCUGGUGAAAAGGUGCUAAACUUUCGUUUAUCAUAUGACGGAUGUAGUGUAUAUAUACCACUCUUCAGGGAUUAG